CACCAGCCGUCAAAGAAACGAAAACAUGAAAAUAUUCAAAAGAAAUCUUAAAUUCAAAAACUUUGCAUGUUUUCGCAAUAAAAGUAAUAAAAUAAUUAAAUGUGGAAUAAAUUGUAGAACAGCCAAAACAUGAACGUAAAUAUUUUAAAAGCCUAGAAAAUCAAAUGACACUGUGCAGUUGCAAUUUGGUUGCCACACGAAAAGGACGCGAUUUCUUCAGACGUAAAAAAACAGAAAUAUUGUAGCUGUCGUGUAAAAUAUUUUAAAGUGAUUAAAUAAAAAGUUUUUAAAAUUGCUUUAUAACUCUUAAACGGAAACUUGCCUUUAAAAAGAGCGAGUGCUAAGAAAACUUUAUUUGUUAUUGAAAAAGAAAAUAAAAUCUUGCCAAAGUUGGCAGGCGGUACGGGUCAAUAGUGUUUGUUUUAGCAACUAGUGGUUGCGACAAAAUUUUUUUUUAUUAUCCACAUGGUGUAUGUUUGUAUGAAUCAGUGUUGGGAAUUUAUAUUUAAAUACUAAUAAAACACGCUAACUUUUUCUAAAACAGCAACAACAAUUAAAACAAUUUAGGAUUCUAACGAUUUUAAAACGGAAAACAAAAACGACAGUAACAAAUCAAAGUAUAAAGAAAAAAAUGUCCGUUUAUGCCUGGGGCGCCAAUUCACAUGGUCAACUUGGCCUUGGUUAUGAAUCGGAAAUGUGUACUACACCGCAACAAUUAAGGAAAUGCUCAUUCACACCGUCUAGUGUGCGUUCAAUUAGAGGUGGUGGUGGUCAUGUUUUGAUUUUAGACGCAUGUGGACGUGUACAUGCAUGUGGUUGGAAUAAUCGAGGUCAAUUGGGUUUAGACUCAAUAAGAGAAUGUGUAAGUGAAUUUAAGGCAAUACCGGGGAAAUUCUUUCAGGACGAUACUGUCGAUCUCAUAGCCUGUGGUUGGGAUAUAUCAGGCUGCAUAACUACAUCACGUAAACUUUACGUCUGGGGUUCGAAUGCUUUUCAACAGCUGGGCAUCUGUCAACGUGGUUUUACUUCAAUACGCAAACCGUUUCACAUGCAACUGCCACGUAACGAUACACCAUUGCGCAUUAGUUUUGGUAUGCGACAUACUGCAGUACUAACUGAUGAUUCCAAAAUUUAUAUUUAUGGACGUUUAAGAAUCUCUGAUAUGCUACCCGAUGAAAUAAGUAUCGUUAAAAUCAGUCAAAGUUCUAUGGUGGUGAAAUUAAUACCGCGCUUAAGUGGUGAAUUGGCAAUACAAAAUAUUGUUAGUGGACAAAAUCAUCUUAUGAUGCAUUUAGCUGCAGCCGAAGAUCAGGCGGAAAAUAAGGCGCCUGCUAAACGUGUUCUAGUCUUGGGAGAAAAUAAGUUUGGUCAGGCCAAUUCGUUUCAAUUUGAUGAAGAAAUUAUUGCUAUAGCAUCGGGUUGGACUCAUAAUGCUGUGCUAUUGAAGGACCAACGUAUACUCUUGUGGGGUCGCAAUUGUUAUGGUCAACUGGGUUUGGGUAGCUAUUCCGAAAGCCAUCCUACCCCCGUGGAAUUGAACUUUUCCAAAGCCAUCUUACCAGUACAACUACAUUUGGGCUCCGAACAUGGUUUGUUUAUGUCUAAAGAGGGAGAUAUUUUCACUUGGGGUUGGAAUGAGCAUGGUAAUUGUGGCAAUGAUUCAACUAAUAAUGUUUGCAAACCAAAUCUGGUCGAUUUGCCUACCUCCUGUAAAAUAGCUGGUUGUGGUGCUGGUUUUUGUAUUGCUAUUUGUGAUAGUACUAAUUAAAACUUAUGAGAAUGUUUUAUACAAUUCUUUGUUAUUUUAUUCUGUAAGAAACGAACGCUAUUGUUUCGGUGCCAUUGAGUGUCUUAGUACUUUUAUUAUGUUUUCUAUUUAAUUUUAUAUUCUUUUAUUUUAUAAGAUCUUUAUCGAGGUUUUAUUGUAGUUGCAACACUAGCUUUAUGUUUUGUAAUAUGCAAAUAACGAAUGCACAAAUAAAGUUGUUAAUUUGUUUUUUAA
This is a messenger RNA of Lucilia sericata (common green bottle fly), 2002 nucleotides long. RefSeq names its product secretion-regulating guanine nucleotide exchange factor. The transcript has 4 exons. Lineage: Eukaryota; Metazoa; Arthropoda; Insecta; Diptera; Calliphoridae. The record is from RefSeq and is a predicted model, not a curated record. The coding region runs from base 632 to 1768 and encodes 378 amino acids.